ACUUAGACCACUUAGCACCCAAUGAGUGAUUUAGAAGUUUCCUCAUUCAAAUUCUCGAAACUUUGUCUAACAGUCCAGACGAUAUUUUUUUCUUCACAUUGGAGUGUGGUGGAAUAUUGCAGUUUUCGUUUGAAUAUUAGGUAAAUUUUUUGCUUUUCUUUUUUAUUGGAUUUAUGAGUGAACUGUAUCCGUUGUUUAUUCCAUCUUUAACAAUUAAUGAAGAAUUAAUUUUCCGGUCAUUGCUGCAAAUUCCUAAAAUUCUUGCGUAAAGAGCAUUUCGACCUGAAGUGAUUAUUUGUCACAACGAAUUUUACAGUUCUUAUAAAAGUUGCACACCAUCUUUAAUAGGUUAUAGAGUCAAGUAUCAUGGAAAGGUGUCGAUAAUCACGUAUUUUGAUCUUCACACUAUAAUGAACUAAAUGAAUUUCAUUUAAUGUUUGGAUGGAAACGAAGGAUUAUCUUCAAUUUCAGUUCACAAAACUAAAGAAUGAAAUGAAAAGAAGAGGAGUGGACAGUUUAGAGAGUUGGGUGGUAGCCUUAGCAGCGAGUAUGGUUCUCUUGUUAGCAUGCUGGCCCAUGAGAUUAGGCUCCCAACUCUUCGUUGAAAUGUUAGACCGCUACAACACAAACAGAAAAGCAACUUCUUUUCCUUUCGCCAUGGCUUAUUGCGCAAGAAGUUUAUCUGGUCCUUUUGCAGGAUUUCUUGGUGAAAAAUUUGGUCUACAAGCUGUGACUCUGUGUGGUUGUGUAUUACUAACUAUAGGAGUUGGUGGAUGUUUUUUUGCAGAUGGGAUCAUAGCAAUUGAUGUGUGCUUGGGAAUAAUAUACGGUAUAGCUUUUGGAUGGUCUACAGCUUUGGUUCCUGAAAUCAUAAAUCGACAUUUUGACAAGCAUAGAGGAAAAGGCCAUGGAAUUGUUUUUGGACUAAGUGGAUUAGCCAAUUUUGCAACUCCACCCCUUUUGGAUAUGAUUUUAGUUCACUACGGAGUAUCAGGAACAUUUUUGAUUAUGGCUGGUAUAAUCUUGCAUAGCGUGCCUGCUGCAAUGCUCUUGACCAAACCUAGACCUGAAAUCGAAGUAAUCAGAAAACGCAAAAACUCAAUUUCUUCAAGUGACUUACACCAUAUUAGUGUUUCAUUGAGCAAUCAAGCUACGAAUGGCGAAAAUUAUUCGAAAGAAGUCCUAAACGGCGGCGAAAUAUGUUUUAAAAACAUUCAUUAUUCUAAAGUAACUGAAAGUAACUUUUACUUGAAUAACAUAAUAGGACAUAAAAAUAUUGAAAACAAAGAAACAUUAAAUUCUGAGGAACCAAACACUGUUGUUAAAUCGAAUAAUCUGUUCAUGAAAUUAGAAGAAAAUAUUAAAUCCGAUGGUUUCAGUCAAAAAAACGACAUGAAAACCUUUAAAUGCUCAGUCUCAAAUAUUCUGCCAGAAAAUGCACCAAAGGAUCAAAACCAUGAAAAGAAAGCAAAGCACUCGGAUUUGGGAAAUCAACGGUUAUCGAGCAAUAAAGACCCAGAAAGUAAGCCAUUUUGUAGUUCGUUCAACAUAUUCUGGAACCCCGUGUAUUUACUUGUAACAUUCAUUCAAAGCUCGCACGCAUUUCUAAUGUAUAUAUCGUGGACAAUCAUGGUGGAUUUCGCUAGGGACAAGGAAGUUGAAGAACACUUAGAGGUACAUUUUGUAAUGGGUCUUCUGUUAUUCGACACCAUAGGUCGAACAUUUUUAGGUACCAUAAUAGAUAAGAAGUAUUUGUCAGUUUCUAAUUUCAGUGCCUCUUGUUUUGCUGUAAUGGGACUUUCUUGCCUGCUUCUGAUAUUUGUGUCAGGUUUCUCUACAGCUAUUUUUGCCAUCUGCUUGUUCGGAUUUGCAUGCGGUGGAAAUACAACUGGACUUCCAGGCAUAGUGACCGAAUUCAUUCCAAAAGAGCAGAGAGCUAUGGCAAUGGCAUCAAGAUUCCUUAUGUACGCCCCCAUGAGCUUUGCCAUGUCACCACUUAUUGGUUACUUUCGUGGUAAGCUGGGAUCUUAUGAUGGUCUUCUUUAUGUUAUGAUCGCAGUUAGCAUCACUUGUAGUUUUUUAUUGGUAUUUUUCCCUCGAUUAGUAAACUGCAUAAGAGGCACAGUGAAAUGAUACUAUUCCACUAUCUUUUAUUGGGAAUACUUUUGUUCUGGCACUGAUAAAAACCACUUUUAUAAUGCUCAAAGAAAACUGAAAAAGUAACAGUGCACACAUAUAACAGAGGAAGUUUAGCGCUCAAAGAUAUUUGAACCAUCACCAGAUUCAAGUGGAAAAGCUGAGGAAGCAUUUUUUAGGUGAAUUCGAAGAGAAUGUUCAUGACAUAUACAUACCUGCCAACUUUUACGCAUUUGGCGUAAAAUUUUAUUUCUAUAUUUAAGGUGGUAGUAAAAUCUAUGCUUUCUAUAUGUUCCUUGCAUUUAUAAACUUAAUUUAUAAUAUUUUUGAUCCACCACUAUUUUUAAAAAAUCCAAGCAUAUAUAUUAAUAUGUAAUACUGUUGUAGUUAUCUACAUAAACUUGUUUAAAAUACAGUGAAUGUUUCUGCUUAAAAUCGUAAUUUAAACUUUAUUUUACUACCACUGGGGAAUAUCAUCUCUGAAAAGAUUAAAAGUUGACAGGUAUGCAUAUAUAAGUGGUCAAGACAUCGUUAUGAGGAAAAUAGAAGAAGUUAGUGAUAAAAUUGGAAAAACUUAUUGUUUUUUUUUUGUUGUUGAAUAAGUUAAAUAUGUUAUAAAAGUGAACUCUCAAUAACUUUUCAUUAAUAAAUAAAACUGUUAAAUAUAUUUUUUUAUAUCCUUUCACCUGUAUACUAAAAUGCAUUACUAAUUAAAAUUAUAAUAAUUUAUUAGCCUAACCAUAGUUAUUGAUAUGCUUUGAAUUUUUGAUAAUGCCUUUAUCUAUAAAUCUCCAAAUUGAAAAAUACAGACAAGAAAUGAAUUGAAAAAUCUGAAUGUUUAAUUUUUAUGUUAUUUAUGAAAUAAAGUUCAUUUAUUUUAAUAUAUUAAGAUCUGUUUUUGAUUUCAGAUGCAUAUACAAUUAGUCAUGAUUAAAAUUAAAUGGAAAAAACAGUA
Parasteatoda tepidariorum (common house spider) is the source of this 3091-nucleotide messenger RNA. RefSeq lists its product as uncharacterized. Gene Ontology annotation, biological process: transmembrane transport. The record is from RefSeq and is a predicted model, not a curated record. Gene Ontology annotation, molecular function: monocarboxylic acid transmembrane transporter activity. NCBI's taxonomy places the organism in Eukaryota, Metazoa, Arthropoda, Arachnida, Araneae, Theridiidae.